GGCCGGAGACAUCUGGAUAACCAGUCAAAACACUCCAGAGCCUUUCAUUGUUUUCUUCCUCGAAACGGAACCAGCCAGCAUGGGAGUAAGAAAGAGCUACUAACUGCUGCUAAACAUGAUUUCCGUCUUUAGUUUUGCAAACAGGAUACUGGAGCCUGAAUGUUGCUUUGAGAAACACUUGUUCUUUGGCUACGAAUGGGCAACCACUUAUUGGUCUCUUUUUACCCUAAAACUCCCAGGAACCCUUUGGAGAGCAAACAUUUUGCUGAUCUUCGUGGCAACUAUGUUGUGGCUUCUUGUCCUGCAGCUCAUUAACAGCUUCGAAGGUUUAUCAGGGUUUGAACAUGAAACGCUGUGCACCUCUAAUGCCUGCUUCACUGCACACAUGAAGAAGGAGAGGUUUGACAAGGCCAAAGAAGACUGCGGCAAAAGAGGAGGAUAUUUGAUGACCAUAAGAGACCGAAAAGAAGAGGAUGUGGUGCGCUCACUUCUCUCAUUAAUAAAAAGUCAACGACAUGGGACGCUGCUUGAAUUUUGGAUUGGAUUAAAACUCAAAGAAACCGAUUGUGUAUUUCCUGACCAGCCACUCCGAGGAUUUAAAUGGGUAUCUGGAAAUGAGGAAUCCCACUACUCCAACUGGAAAGAAGAGCCUGCCUCCACAUGCUUAGCAGAGAGAUGUGUAAAUAUUGAUUACAACUUUUCAAGUGAGAAUCACCUGAAAUGGACUGCUGUCCCUUGCAAAAAACGUAAAGCUUUUUAUGCAUGCAAGUUUUAUUUUAAGGGGAUGUGUGAACCUUUGGCUCUACUGGGGCCUGGGGAAAUCGCUUACACAGUACCUUUCUCACAAGACCCACUUAAAAGUCAACUGAAGUCAUUUCCUCAUGGAACUUUUGCUAUAAUUCGGUGUAGCGAUCAGGAGGAUCGCAUGUCUUUGUGCAACGCUGUUAACCAUACCUACCGGUGGACUAAUCUGGGCCCCUUUUGCAAAACAGGAAAGCGAAGCUGUGAUAUCAGCAAUGGUGGGUGUGAACAUUCGUGCCGUCAGGAUGCAGAUGAAAUUCGAUGCGAUUGCAGAGAAGGUUAUGAAUUGGAAAAAGAUGGACUCCGCUGCAGGAUCAAAGACUUGUGCAGUCCUGACACCUGUGAGCAUCAGUGUGUAAUGAGCGAGUCGGGAUAUUUCUGCAAAUGUCCAGUUGGCUUCGAACUGCACGAAAACCAACGCAACUGCUCUGACAUUGAUGAGUGCCAAUCACAGGCUUGUAAGAACGACCUGUGCAUAAACACACAUGGCAGUUAUAAGUGUGCCUGCAAAGUCGGCUACAAAAUGAUGGAUGGAAAAUGCAGGGAUGUUGAUGAGUGUGCACAAAGGAAAUGUGAGCACAUCUGCUUGAAUACCAUUGGAUCGUUCUCUUGUUUUUGCAAGGAAGGCUUUGCUUUCUCUGAAGAUGGCCAUUCAUGUGAAGACAUUAAUGAAUGUGUGACUGACAGCUGUUCAGGGGCUAAGUUUGAAUGUGUAAAUACUGUAGGAAGCUUCAUAUGCACCCACCUGGAGAAUGAUGGAACCACUUAUGCUCCAAAUGUGACCUUUGCACCAUUAACCUCAUCAGAUUACCCAUCUUAUGAGAAGACACAAGAAAACUUUACAGAGUCUUUAACCAGUUCUACAACUGAGCACCCAUAUCCUCAAACCGAUUCACCCAUUCCAGACCCGGAGAAAGUUACAAACAAGGAUCCACUGAGCAACACAACCAUGGCCACGAGUUUCGCCAAGACAAUCAAUUCCAGGGUGAUAAUCUGCGUCCUCGGUUCAGUCAUUCCUCUUGUUGUGUUGAUUGCAAUUACUUUGUUUUUUGCAAUUUUUCGAUGCAGUCGCUCUAAAAAAGAAGUGAAGAAGAACACCACUGCAGAUGGCUACUGCUGGGUGUCCUCUGGCUUGGAUCCACGUUUAGAGAAACUAUACGAGUCCAUCUUGACUGAUGACCCAUGACCAUUUAGUGACAGAAAAGACUGACUAGAGUUAUGUUUAUUUAUGCAAUUCUUGCAAUCUCCUGUGAUUACACUACAUAUCAAAAUGCAAAUCAGAAAACGUCAUUGUCCAUCAAAUAGUAUUUGAAUAAGAGUAGAGUCAUAAUGGGGGAAAAAUAAAAAGUAAAUGGGUGUUAAGUGGAAGUGCAUAAUAUGCUGUAAAGGUUAUGAAGGAUGUGUAACGACUGUUUUUAUUGCACGGUUAAUAGUCUGAGGCAAUGUAAAUAUCUUUACCUAUGAGAAAGUUACCAGUAUUUGCUGUAAAAAAAAAAAAGUCAUUUAAUGUUAAGAUCAGACACUUUUCUUCAUUUGUUUGUGACAAUAUUUUAUGCUAUUGUGUAUAAUCCUGCUAUUACCUCCUGUCCUGAGAAUGUGCUUGUGUACUAUGAAAACAAAAGAGGAUCUUUAGCUUUAAUAUCACAGAAAAUGAUCAUUAGAUCAUUUACUGAUCACUCUACAACCUGUGCCCCAAAUAAAACAACAAAAAAAGAAAAAAAUACACAAGUAUCGAAGUAAAAGUACUAAAGAGAUAUUAUUUGUAUAAUAUGAUCAUUAUUACUGGUGCAUUAAAAUGUUGGUGGUACUUUGCUGUUUGAGCUGGCUGAAGUAUAAUAUAAUCUAAAAGUAAAAAGUGGACUAACACGUAUAUUCUCCAGAGAGUAUACCUCACAAACAUUCUUAAGAACUUAAAGGUACUUUUUGAAAAAAAAAUUGUUUAGAAGAGCUUCAAAGGUCAAAGCUUUUGUACUGUGUUGCAGCGAUAUGAAGUUGAAAUAGGCUCUGGCUGUAAACUCUCAUUUGGACCACGUGAUAAUACAGCGAGUUAUUUUGACCUGCCCAGAGUUCAGCACAACACAUUUCAGCCUUUUUAAAGAUAUUAUUAAACUCCAUCCUGCUAAAACAGAGCAGAUUCAGACUAUGAUAAAAAACAAAAGGUGCCUUUCAAAAUGUUUAAAAAUGCUGGUAAUUUUCUUGUUUUUGUUGAACAAGAAGUACCUUUAAGUAAACCUGUUUAGUCUCUGACAAUGACAUGUACUUGUACACACCAACAAAUAAGUCUUUUUGAUUGAAGUUCCACAUCUACACACCAUCAUGUAAAGAUGAAACUGGUGUCAAUUUAUAUACUGCAAGUAUAAAAUCUAAAAUGGAUUGUUUGCUUGUUUUUCUUUGUUGUUCUUAUUUACAUAUAUAGAUAGCACUACCAUUCAUGAAGCCCAUUCUAUUACCAGAAUUAUUGUUUAUGUUUCUGUAAAGGUUAAUUUGUUAGAAUUUGAAUCCAAUUUAAUUU
Messenger RNA from Haplochromis burtoni (Burton's mouthbrooder), 3313 nucleotides. RefSeq names its product complement component C1q receptor. The coding region runs from base 116 to 1987 and encodes 623 amino acids. The record is from RefSeq and is a predicted model, not a curated record. Gene Ontology annotation, molecular function: calcium ion binding. The transcript has a single exon. NCBI's taxonomy places the organism in Eukaryota, Metazoa, Chordata, Actinopteri, Cichliformes, Cichlidae.